GGAGUCCCACCCUUCGCUCAGCCUUCCCUCCCUCGGGCCGGUCCCCGACUUCCAUUUCCCCACCCCAGGCUCCCGGUCCCGGUAUUUGUUCCCCGCCCGGUCGUCCUCUCCUCUCCUCUGCUCCGCCCAGGGUCCCCUGGCUCGGCCGCGGCCCAUGGCGCUGCAGAGCUCGGGGGUGACCUUCCGCAAGAUCCUGUCUCACUUCCCCGAGGAGCUGAGCCUGGCUUUCGCCUACGGCUCGGGGGUGUACCGCCAGGCGGGGCCAAACUCAGACCAGAAGAAUGCCAUGAUGGACUUUGUGUUCACAGUAGAUGAUCCUGUUGCAUGGCAUACAAAGAACCUGAAGAAAAAUAGGAGCCACUACUCGUUACUAAAAUUUUUGGGGCCCAGGAUUAUCACAUCCAUCCAGAAUAACUAUGGCGCUGGAGUUUACUACAAUUCAUUGAUCAUGUGUGAUGGUAGGCUUAUCAAAUAUGGGGUUAUUAGCACUAAUGUUCUGAUUGAAGAUCUCCUCAACUGGAAUAACUUAUACAUUGCUGGACGACUCCAAAAACCGGUGAAAAUUGUAGCAAUGAAUGAGAAUGUCACUCUUAGAUCAGCCCUUGAUAAAAAUCUGAGGAGUGCUGUGACUGCUGCUUUCCUCAUGCUCCCUGAGAGCUUUUCUGAAGAAGACCUCUUUAUAGAGAUUGCUGGACUCUCCUAUUCAGGUGACUUUCGGAUGGUUGUUGGAGAGGAUAAGACAAAAGUGUUGAAUAUCGUGAAGCCCAACAUGGCCCACUUUCGUGAGCUAUAUGGCAGCAUACUACAGGAGAACCCCCAAGUGGUGUAUAAAACCCAGCAAGGCCGACUGGAGGUAAACUGGAUGUGGAAAAUAGCUUCCAUUGUUUCUAAGAUAGAUAAAAGCCCAGAAGGACAAUUCACUCAGCUAAUGACAUUGCCCAAAACCUUACAGCAACAGAUAAAUCAUAUCACGGACCCUCCUGGGAAAAACAGAGAUGUGGAAGAGACUCUAUUCCAAGUUGCGCAUGACCCGGACUGUGGCGAUGUGGUGCGACUGGGACUUUCGGCAAUCGUGAGACGUUCUAGUAUAAGACAGAGUACCAAAGGCAUUUUUACUGCUGGUACUGUUGGUAGAAUAACAUAAUUCUCCUCAGGGUAGCAGAUGAGCGGCUGAGCCGGCUGGUUCAGGAGAAGCGCCACGCUGUACAGCCUCCUACAGCUCGUCUGCUGCCCCUCUCACAGAGCAGCAGGUGGCGUCACAUCUCAGACCCAGAACCAAAGACCACCUGAGCAAACUGUCACAUUUUGAGCAGCAGCCUUUUAUUAUAUAAAGUUUCUAACCUGAUUGGAGAGAAGUAGAACUGCCUGAGUACUCUGGUGUGGGAACAGGUAGGUGACAAAGGGCGGGAGUUAGUGAUUAGACUGAGAGAUAAGAAGGAGCCAGACUAAGAAAGACCUUAAAAGCCAUAUAAAGGAAUUCAGUUUCUUUAGAAGACAGAGGGAAGCCGCUAUAGGAUUGGGGAAAGACCACUAUAGCUAAAGAAUAGAGAAAUUGCUAGGGAGACCAAUUAGAUGUGAUUGCAGCCAGCCAGGUAAGGAAUUACAGCAACCUGAACUCAACCUCAGGCUAUACAGACAGAAGAGAUGCCAGCGUAUUUAGAAGGAAAUGACUGGGUCUUGGGAACAGAAGGAGAGAUGGGAAAAGAAGAGGAACUAAAUCCCAGGUUUCUGGCUUGGAAAGCAAUAGAACCAUUCCCUGAGGGGUGGGAGGUUGGAUGAGGAUGAUGAGUUUAAUUUUUGAAAUCUUGCUUUAUUUUCCCCUACCUGACUUUGUGGUCAAUCACAAUUAACUCUGCGGGCAAAUACCUAUUUACCUCUCUAGCUUCAAAAGAUUUGACUGAAUUAACAAGACAGGUUUAGUCUUGUUCCUUAAAAGAUUUUGGCAUGCCUCGGUUCAUCCUUACCCGUGGUGCCUAGAACACAACAGAAUGGAUUAUUCAUUAUCUUCUGCUUCUAAUUUCUUAUAACUAAAGCGUUUCUUCCAGUUUUUGUACCUACAUAUUUAAAUAAGAACAUGUAAAAAUAUUAAAGAUCUUUGUGGUGAUUUGCUUGUCACUUAAGCUUGAAGUUCUUAAAGUAAGUUGUAUUUCUGCUUCAGAAGAGAUUUUCUUUAUAGAUAUGUCUAACUAUGGUUGGAAGAAUGUUUGGGGGCUUACUAAUUUUAUCUCUGAAAGGUUUGAAAUAUAAAAUUAUCGGACAAUAGAAACAUUUUACAGCCUAGUCAAAUCUCUGUCUCACGUUUCCUGGAGAAUUUCUUUGUCAGUGGAUCUGUCUGUUUAAGGUCACAGAGGAGGUCAUAUAGUCUUGCGUGUGCAUCAGCUUUGCUGUAGCCCAUGUGAAACAUGCUAAAAAAAAGCCAAAGAAAAAACUUAAGAGCCAUAUAUUGAAGUAGAUUUCUGUAUGCUUCUAAAACAAAAUUCUGACUUUAGAUGCUGAUCAAAAUUCAUAAUGACUAGCUUUAGGUAAAUAAGGAUCUCUGUAAAGAGGAUGCCUCUAAAGAGGUGUUUCCUCUUUAUCCAGUGCAGAAGGGGCAAAGGAUGAUGGUGGUCAGACACAGAGUAAAGUCUGUCUCUUAGCAGGCUGUCUUCCCUAGAAGGGAACACAUUCUAAAUGAUUGUAGGAUGUGCAGAAUUCUUAAAUCACCACCUUUUCUUCAGAAAGGAAGCUGAAAGUAAGAGCAAGCUUCAUGUAAGCCAAGUAGAAUUGUGUGGACCGUGCACUCUAUGAGGGCGGAGACCAUAGCUGUUGUCAUGCCAGUAUCCCGAAUAACUACUCAGUGCCUUGCUUGUUCACACUUGUUCCGUGUGUGACUGAGUAAAUGAAAGUUGCUACAUCUUCUGGCAGUAGGAAAUAUCUCCAUAUAUACAGAGAAGUGCACAUAAAUCUGGUGACUUUUCAUAAAGUGAACACCUCACGGAUGUAGUGCCCAGAUAGAGAAAGAAUGCUGUGCCGACCCCCAGAGCCCCGCACCCGCCAGGCACUGCUCCUCUGAGCGAGUGCUAGCUUGCCUCCCAGGGCCAUAGUUCUUCUUUUGCCUAUUUUUGAACUUACAUAAAUAUAUUGUUCUCUUUGUGUCUUUCACUCCUCAUAACAUCAAUAUGAUUCAUCAUGUUGAGAAUAGCAAUAGUUCAUUCUCAAUGCAGCAUUCUAUUAUAUGAAUACCACAAUUUAUACAUUCCACUAUUGAUGGAUUCUUGGGUUUCUAGCUUGGGACUAUUCAAGUGGUGUUGCUAUGAAUAUUUUUGUUCCUAUCUAUUAGUGAGCCUAGGUAUACAUUUCUGUCAGGUAUACACUUGGGAUAGAAUUCCUGGAUCAUAAGGCAUGUGAAUGUUCAGCAUUAGUAGAUACUACCAACCAGUUGUCCACAUUUACACUCUCACUAGCAAAGUUCCUCUUGUAGUACCUCCCUGGCCAAUACUUGCUAUUAUGUGUCUUUUUCAUUUCAGGCACUCUGAUAGGAGAAUAGCGGUAUCAUAUUGGGCCUUUUGUUUGUUUGUUUGUUUGUUUUGAGUCAGGGUCUCGCUUUGUUGCCCAGCCUAGAGUGAGUGCCAU
Molecule: messenger RNA, 3612 nt
Organism: Microcebus murinus (gray mouse lemur)
Lineage: Eukaryota; Metazoa; Chordata; Mammalia; Primates; Cheirogaleidae
Source: RefSeq, a predicted model, not a curated record